AUGGGUUCGCUCGGCACUGCCGCUGAGUUCGUCCUUCCCACGGAGCAAGUGCAACUGAUCAAAGACAGCUUCAAGGCGAAGCUGCAAGCCGAUGUGCCGUACCACGCCAUGUCGCUCUUCAUCAAUUUGUUCGAGAUUGUGCCGGAAGCGAAGGCCCUUAUCUCCAUGACCAAGGACUACACGGGCCCCAUGAGAGACAACAAGGCGCUUCAGGAACACGCCACCACUGUUCUGAAGAAGGUGGUCAACAUUGCCACGAAUCUCGACAACGAGAAACAGGUGGAGAUGUACAGAAAGAGCCUCGCAACGCUAGGCCAGAGACACGUUGGAUACGGAGUCAAGCUCAAGCAUGCUGCGAAACUGAGGGAUGCCUUCGUGAUUACUAUGGCUGGCGCUAUGGGUGACACGUGGAGUGGUGAUGUGAAAGCAGCAUGGAUCGCUGCAUAUGAUGCGAUUGAGGAGAUGUUUGUUGUAGGAUUAGUUGGGGCGGCCGCUCCGAAUCAGAGUUAG
Molecule: messenger RNA, 510 nt
Organism: Closterium sp. Naga37s-1
Lineage: Eukaryota; Viridiplantae; Streptophyta; Zygnematophyceae; Desmidiales; Closteriaceae
Source: the annotation of a GenBank genome assembly